AUGAAUCGUCAGAAUCCCAGCAGUGAGAGGAGUUGGGAGAAGACUACUCAGAGUCUAAAUGCUGAUGAAGAAGAAGAUGAAGACUUGGGUUGGCCUCCGAGUGACUGCGGUGAGGCAGAGAUGUGGAGGAGUGCUCAAGCUUGGUGUGAGGGGAAUGGAGGACACCUUGCUUUUAUCCCUGACGAGGACACCCAGUACUUCCUUGAGAGACACAUGGACACUAAGGAAGACUUUUGGUUUGGUGUGGCACCAUCUGCUGAAGAGUCUGGGAGAACCAUUGUGUGUGAGGGUCGUAACACCACUCUGCAGUGUGGUUCGGGUCAGGUGUUAAUGAUAGACGGUGGCUUCUAUGGUCGUAAGAGUAUUCAUUACUGUCGAUCCAAGUUCCCUCCACCAGCAUCCCCACAACAUGAGUGCAGCUGGGCGGACGCUGUAGAAUCAAUUACAGCUCGUUGCCACGGCCGACAGGUCUGCCAGAUCGCUGAAGUUGCGAACUCCUUUGCUGACCCUUGUCCUCAGCUGAAGAGCUACCUGUCUGUGGACUACCACUGCAAAGACGGGCUCGCACUGUCAGUGAAUCCCACUGCUGUGGUUCUUGGUGACGUCAGAAUCCACGUGAAGUGGCUUUUACAUUCACCUCUGACAAACCUUAGCUGCAGAGUGAACACAGGAGAUGGCCAUGUAAUUAAUUUGAACAAUCCAAAAGGGUUGGAGAACAGUGUGGUGCACAAAUACACUCAUCCAAGUACCUUUAUUGUGGCAGCUGAAUGCACUUGCAGUGAAAUGCACAUUACAGCUCAGAAAAUAAUUACGAUUCAAGAGCCUGUAGCAAAGAUCGGUGUUAUCAAGUGCUAUGCUGGAAACCUGUCUUUUUAUGAAACCAACUGCAAAGCCCUGUAUGGAGAAGCCUUUCAGAUUCAAAUGGAAGUAAAAGCAGGUACGAAUGUGACCUACAGAAUCGAAGCUGAUGAAAAGUCUUUGUCCGGUUUAUCUGUGGUCAGAGGAACUGAACCCCAGAACGUCACAGUAACAUCAGAAAUGGUGACACGGCUCGGGUCUGGCUGCCACCGUCUGACACUUUAUGCGUCUAACACGGUCACAUUCCUUGAAGUGUCCAAAGACCUGCAGAUGCUAGAUUUCAUGACCGGAUCCUGGGGAGGGAAAAGGGGCAGCGGCCUGGGUGGAGAGAUGCAGGAGGAGGAGACUGCGGAAACGGCGACUCUGGAAAAGGCAACUGUGAAAAAGGCGACUGUGGAAAAGGCGACUGUGGAAAAGGGGGAAAAGGUGACUGUGGAAAAGGUGACUGUGGAAAAGGUGGAGAAGACUGUGGAAAAGGUGACUGUGGAAAAGGUGACUGUGGAAAAGGUGGAGAAGACUGUGGAAAAGGUGACUGUGGAAAAGGGGGAGGAGACUGUGGAAAAGGCGACUGUGGAAAAGGGGGAAAAGGUGACUGUGGAAAAGGUGACUGUGGAAAAGGUGGAGAAGACUGUGGAAAAGGUGACUGUGGAAAAGGUGACUGUGGAAAAGGUGGAGAAGACUGUGGAAAAGGUGACUGUGGAAAAGGGGGAGGAGACUGUGGAAAAGGCGACUGUGGAAAAGGCGGAGGGGGAGGAGACUGUGGAAAAGGCGACUGUGGAAAAGGCGGAGGGGGAGGAGACUGUGAAAAAGGCGACUGUGGAAAAGGCGGAGGGGGAGGACCUGAUGGCGGAACGGAUGGAGGUGGCUCCAGUGGCUUGUCAUGUUAUGGAUUCAACUUUGAGCUCAAGCUCAGUAGAGAACGUCGUUGAUCAGCUAAAGGCAGAAGGCCAGCUGUCACCAGAAGUCGCUGGACAACUCUUCAGUUCUGUGGCCAAUAAACUUAACAACCAAUCUGAUCCUGCAGGACAAGCAGAUAGGCAAAAGCUUCGACAGAAGAUGCUGGACAUAAUGAUUGCUGUAGUAAAUGAAAAUCUCAACAAAAGUCUACAAGACGUUCAGGCGUUAGCCACAGCACUUGCUUCUCUCGUCAAGAAAGGGACUGAACUCAAUACAUCAGCACAGGAAGGGGCCGCGUCAUUGUUCGCAAACCUGAGUUCAUCUCUCCUCCACAUGGAUCUAAACGCAACUGAAGUCUUUGCCACAGCCAACAAUAUUGUGGAGGGCAUAAGCAACAUGCUCGACUAUUGUCCCAGUAAAAACACCUCAGAUGGCCUUCUUGGUGCCCUGUUCAAUAUACAGAGUGCGAUGUUGUUCUUUAUGGAGCUCAAUGAGGACUCAAGCAUAAUUCAGCAAACCCACGUUAAAGUACUUGUCAGAAGAGUUUUACCAGCAGUCUUGUACACAGGCUCCGUAAAUAUUACCAACUUUACCUGCGUCACAUUUUCUCUCCCACAACUACCCUCUACCAUACUUCCUUCAGACAAACCAGUGGAUGUACGAAUGCUGAACUUAGAUGUAAACCCAUUUUGUUGGAAGGUGGGAUGGGACAUCAGCGGAUUCGUAGGUUCUUUAUCCCUCACAACAAAAGAAGGGUCUGUUAUCCCUGUGGAAAACUUAAGUGAGGAUAUUCAGGUCGUGUUUCCACGGUUUGCUGGAGAACAAGUGAACACCACUAUUCUGGACUUGGGGAACUUCAGCACAACGGUUAUUAAUAUUCCUUCAGCGAACUCUACCCUGGUGCUAAAGAUGAUGCCUUCAAAGGUUCCUUUACCCUUCAAAGUCCUCCUUGGUUAUAAUGACUACCCUACUGAGACAAAUUAUGUAGCGGCAACAGAGAUGCCUCAGCAGGGAGCCACACAAGAGGAGAAAUACACAUGGCUCCUGCACCCUGAGGAUUUAAAGGGAAACACUGGAGUGCAUUAUCUUGUUGUGAGACCCAUAGUGGGCCCAGGUAUAAAAUCUAUCAAUGCCAGUUUAUCAAUUACGCCCAUCACAACCUCAUGUAAAUUUUGGAAUGAAUCACUACUUGACUGGAGCAAUUCUGGAUGCAGAGUAAGUGCAACAUUUCAGUCUGCUACACGUACACUGUUCUCUUUCAAGGUUGGUGCCAAUACCACGCAUUCAGAAACCCAGUGCCUCUGCAACCACCUCACCUUCUUUGGGAACUCCUUCUUUGUCACUCCCAACCUUGUCGACCCGUCACGCACUGCUGAGCUAUUUGCAACCUUUGCCGAUAAUCCUGUGGUUGUGUGCUUCGUCGCGGCACUCUUUUUGGCAUAUCUCUUGGUCCUUGUGUGGGCAAGACGAAAAGAUAUUCAAGACACAGUCAAGGUAAAGGUGACAGAGCUGGAGGACAAUGAUCCAAUGGAUGAGUAUCGCUACCUGUUGAGUGUCUGUACCGGGCAUCGUAUAGGAGCCUCCACUUCCUCUCAGGUGACAGUUACUCUGCUGGGUACAGAAGGACACAGCGAGCCUCACCACUUGACAGAUUCAAAGAAACGUGUGUUUGAAAGGGGAGCAGUGGAUAUGUUCCUGCUAACUACGCCCUUCUCCCUGGGAGACCUGCAGGGCAUCAGACUAUGGCACAACAAUUCAGGAAGCCAUUCUGCCUGGUACGUAGGCAAUGUCAUGGUGCAGGAUUUACAGACAGAGGAGAAAUGGCAUUUUCUAUGUAAUUCCUGGCUGUCGGUAGACAUUGAUGACUGUUCCCUCGAUAAAAUAUUUCCUGCUGCAACAGAGAUGGAUCUAAAGAGGUUCGGUAAUUUGUUCUUCACAAAGACAACAAAGGAUUUCAAAGAUGGACACCUCUGGAUUUCGGUGAUCAGUCGGCCACCGAGCAGCCACUUCACCCGUGUGCAGAGAGUGUCCUGCUGUUUUUCUCUGCUGCUCUGUACCAUGUUAACCAGUAUCAUGUUUUAUGGGAUCCCAAAAGACCCCUCUGAGCAAGUAAUGGACCUAGGAACUUUUGAGUUUACUUGGCAGCAGUUCAUGAUUGGAGUUCAGAGUUCCCUCAUCAUGUUUCCCGUCAAUAUCCUCAUAGUCAGUAUUUUCAGAUUCACUCGUCCUCGGGAGUUUUCUUGUUGCCAGCGCAAAAAAAAGAAAAAGAACACACAAGAUUCUUCUGCCACAACGGACAUGACUAACAGAGUGUCUUUAGAUGUUAUCAUUAAGGACAUCACAAGAAUUGCCCACUCUCUCUCUAAGACGAUGAAAAGCAACGUCACAUGCAAGGAGUUUAAGUUUGUGCCUGAACAAGAAAAUGAUGUCAAUGCUAUUCUUUCUAUGUUGAAAGACUUAAUCACACAGAAUAACACAGCUAGUGAAAAUAUCGAGACAAAAACACAGCCUCAGCUAUCAGAUAGCAGCACUUAUCCCGCAUCUGCAGAGGGGGUGAUUCAAAAGAAGAGAAACAAAAGCCAGUAUCUGUACAGACAACUGUGUCACAUCGACAGUGAGUUGAGUCAGCUGGGUCCCUCAGGCUUCCCGAAUCCACACAGCUACAAACAGGCGCUGCAGCAAGUCCAGAGCAUGAAGGAGUUGCUUGAAGAUCAACUCGUCGCAUCCAACAGUGUCGUUCCAGAUGAACCCACCAACAAAACGACGUGCUGUCACGGAGGUCUACCCUGGUGGUUUAUUUUUGUUGGCUGGCUGCUGGUGAUGGCAACCAGUGUCGUAUCAGGCUAUUUCACAAUGCUGUAUGGCUUGAAAUUUGGAAAACCGCGCUCCAUAAAUUGGUUGGUAUCCAUGGUUAUUUCCUUCUUUCAGAGUGUCCUCCUUAUUCAGCCGCUGAAGGUGCUUUGUUUUGCAAUCUUCUUUGCUCUUGUGAUUAAAAAAGUCGACGAGGAAGAUUUUCAAAAUGUUCAAUUUGAAAGAAACCACAGAAAUAUCGGUGAACAAAUGUUUGUGCGCUAUGGCAGUGUUUAUGAGCCGCCGCCUCAUGCAGACGUAGAAAAAAUGAGGAGGAACAGGAUGCUGGAACAGAAAGCCUUUGCUCUAAUCAGGGAGAUACUGAUCUACAUGGGGUUCCUGUGGAUGCUGCUGCUGGUGGCACAUGGCCAGAGAGAUCCAAAUGCUUUUUACCUAAACACACACAUUACACAAAGCUUCUGUGGAAACGCCCCAGCCACCAUGGCAAUUCAAGAUGUAUUCAACUGGGCCAACACAUCUCUACUCAGUAACCUCUUCGGACAAUAUCCAGGAUUCAUCACUGAUGGAAACUCGAAGCUUCUGGGAAAUGCACGUCUUCGUCAACUGAGAGUGAAGAAGAACUCGUGUCAGAUUGCAGGCCCCUUGCUAAAGAUGGUGCCAGACUGUAGCGCUCCAUAUUCAUGGGAAGCGGAGGACAUGGGCUCCUAUGGACCCGGCUGGAACACGUCUGUUGGAAAUAACAUCUCUGCAAGCAUUUCCAGUCCCUGGACGUACCAGACAGACUCUCAACUCAGAGCUUAUCCCGUCUGGGGAGAAUUGGCGCUCUACAGAGGGGGAGGCUUUUCAGUGGAGCUCGGCCCAGAUUUACAAACUGCAACCAGCACCCUCGACUAUCUGUUCAACAAUAUGUGGUUCGAUAUGUACACGCGGGCCAUCUUUGUUGAGUUCACUGUUUAUAAUGCAAAUGUGAAUCUCCUCUGCAUUGUCACGCUUUUGCUGGAGUCCCCUGCUGUAGGAGCCUUUCAGUUAAACAGUGAAAUGCAGAGUGUUCAUCUCUACCUGCCAGGUGACGGCCUUUACAUCUGCAUUAUGACCGCUGAGAUCAUUUAUAUGCUUUUCAUCCUCUAUUACAUGUUCAAUCAGGGGAAAUUAAUGAAGCAGCAGCGCUGGCUUUACUUCAAGAGCAAAUGGAACCUUCUGGAGCUUUCUAUCAUCCUGCUGAGCUGGAGUGCCGUGGCCGCCUUUAUCCAGAGGACUCUGAUCACGAACCGUGAUAUAGCAUACUACCAAAACCACAACGACAAGUUUGUCAGUUUUUACCAGACAGGCACAUCAGAAUCACUUUUUCAGUAUCUGAUGGCUUUCCUGGUCCUGCUCGCCACUUUCAAACUGUGGCACCUGCUUAGACUUAACCCAAAGAUGAACAUGAUCACAGCUGCACUGCAGCGAGCCUGGACCAGCAUAAGUGGUCUUCUUCUGAUCAUUGUGAUCAUGUUGCUGGCUUAUUCUAUUGCAUGUAACGUGAUUUAUGGCUGGAACCUAUCCUCUUAUAAAACUUUCAUGGAUGCUCUCAUGACUCUCAUCGGUUUGCAGAUAGGCAUCUUUAACUAUGAUGAGGUCCUGGCCAGCAAUCCUGUGCUUGGUGGGUUACUCAUUGGUUCCUGUAUAGUUUUUCUGACAUUCGUGGUGCUCAAUCUCCUGCUCUCGGUGAUCCUCGUGGCAUUCAAUCAGGAGCAAAAAUACCACAAGCCUUCUGAAGAGGAGGAGAUUGUCGACCUGAUGCUGAUGAAAAUCUGCAGUUUUUUUGGCAUCAAACGUAAACAUGCAAAAGACACCCGGGAGUCCGACGUGAGCGGCGGCUGUGGCUUGGUCCAAAAUAACAGCAGAAAUAUCUUCAACACUUCUUCUCCUGAUGCCAACAUUUUUCAGAUGUCUGACAAAUACGUAAACCUCUAA
Messenger RNA from Pelmatolapia mariae (spotted tilapia), 6522 nucleotides. RefSeq names its product polycystin-1-like protein 2. NCBI's taxonomy places the organism in Eukaryota, Metazoa, Chordata, Actinopteri, Cichliformes, Cichlidae. The record is from RefSeq and is a predicted model, not a curated record. Gene Ontology annotation, molecular function: calcium ion binding; carbohydrate binding; protein binding. Gene Ontology annotation, biological process: detection of mechanical stimulus. Gene Ontology annotation, cellular component: membrane. The coding region runs from base 1 to 6522 and encodes 2173 amino acids. The transcript has 38 exons.